Molecule: messenger RNA, 1407 nt
Organism: Magnolia sinica
Lineage: Eukaryota; Viridiplantae; Streptophyta; Magnoliopsida; Magnoliales; Magnoliaceae
Product: receptor-like protein EIX2
Exons: 1
Coding region: 1-1407 (468 amino acids)
Molecular function (GO): protein binding
Source: RefSeq, a predicted model, not a curated record
AUGCAGCCUCAAUCCUACAUUGAUUUGAGUUCGAAUCAUUUCAGUGGUCCCAUACCCUGCAUAUUGAAUGGAGCCACAGUACUUGAUCUCUCCAUCAAUCAAUUUUCUGGGCCAAUCCCACCCAAUUUUACAUCCGCGAUGCAGUAUUUAGAAUUCUUUUCUGCCAAAGGUAACCAAAUCAGUGGCACGAUUCCCUCAUCCAUAGAAGGAAUGAAUUCCUUGACUGCACUUGACCUUUCUCGAAACAAUAUUGGUGGUAUCAUUCCAUUGAGCUUGGGUAAUUGUGUAGCCCUUGAGGCAGUUGAUUUGAGCAACAAUAGGUUAUCAGGAGAAAUACCCAGGUCCCUGGGUCAGUUGCGUCGACUCCGAACAAUGCACUUGAGCAACAAUAGCCUAUCAGGAAAAAUCCCUUUUUCCCUGAAGAAAUCUGCUGGUUUGGAGACUAUAGACCUUGGAUACAACAAUUUCUCGGGUCGUAUUCCCACUUGGAUUAGCAAAAGCUUUCCAACUUUAAGAAUUUUGCGCUUACGAUCCAAUAUGUUUACUGGCAACAUCCCACCACAAUUAUUAAACCUAACUUCUCUUCAAGUCCUUGAUGUGGCACAAAAUUGUUUAUCUAGUUUAAUUCCCCAAAGUUUUGAAAAUCUCUUGGCGAUGAAGAAUGAGCAGAAGAUAAACCAUGUUCUUUCCUACGGAGGGGCGGGAUCAUCAUAUUAUAAUGAAAACUUGCCUAUGGCAGUGAAGGGGCAAAUGCUUGAAUACACAAGAACAAUUUCGGGAUCAUCAUAUUACAAGGAAAACUUGCCUGUGUCAGUGAAGGGGCAAAAGCUUGAAUACACGAGAACAAUUUCGCUAGUUACAUGUAUUGACCUUUCAAGAAAUAACUUAUCUGGAAAGAUCCCUGAAGGACUCACAGGACUUUUGGGAUUGCGUGCUUUAAACUUAUCUGGAAAUCAUUUGACCGGAAAGAUCCCAGACAAGAUUGGUAAAUUAGCAUUGCUCGAGUCUCUUGAUUUCUCUGAAAAUCAGAUUUCAGGUACAAUUCCUCUAAGCAUGUCAAAUUUAACUUUUCUAAGUUGCUUGAACUUGUCAUUUAACAACUUGUGGGGAAAAAUUACAUCUGGAAAUCAGCUCCAGACAUUCCAAGAUCCUUCUAUUUAUAUGGGCAACAAGGGACUUUGUGGACCUCCUCUUCUAGAUAAGUGUGUUAGCGAUGAGACUCCUCCAAGUCCUCCUGGUAACAUUGAAAAAGAUGAAGAAGAGGAUGAGAUGUGUUGGUUUUACUCUGGGCUGGGACCAGGAUUUGUAGUUGGGUUUUGGGCCUUAUGUGGUGUUUUAGUGCUCAAGAGGUCUUGGAGGAUUGUCUAUUACUGCUUCUUUGAUGAGAUGAAAGAUAGACUCUUUUAG